This is a messenger RNA of Drosophila biarmipes, 5820 nucleotides long. RefSeq lists its product as uncharacterized. Bases 212 to 5017 code for a protein of 1601 amino acids. Gene Ontology annotation, cellular component: plasma membrane; apical junction complex. Gene Ontology annotation, biological process: cell-cell junction organization. The record is from RefSeq and is a predicted model, not a curated record. NCBI's taxonomy places the organism in Eukaryota, Metazoa, Arthropoda, Insecta, Diptera, Drosophilidae. The transcript is spliced from 9 exons.
UUGCAGAUGGUAUUGCUCAUCGUAGCUAAAUUUAAUUUUUGAAACAAAGGUCUCGCUUAAAAAAGGAAAACUAAGAAAACGAAGAAAUCAAAGAAACCUAGUGCUACUCGGAACAAAGGAUCACAACUUCGAAAAUUUAAAGAAACCAAAUGCAAUAACUAAAUAUAAAACCAAAUAAGUAGGCAAAGUGUUUAAUAGCAGUGCUAUAAUAAUGGACCAUCUGGAUCUUGCGGGCUAUCAUGACAACUCAUCCCCAAAUUGUAACAGAUUAGGCGCAUUUGAUCAGAAAGAUGGCGUCUACUUGUCCAGCUCACAACGAAUGUUAGAGCCUAUCUUAGAGGAGACCAGCGAGGACGAGGAAAGUUCGCAAGGCAGCCGGUGUGGCUACCAAAAACACAGAUCAACACUUUGGAGCUCAAUGGACUCUGAAGCGGCCUCAGUGAUACGCAUAAAUGUGAUCAAGGAUUUAUAUGCAAUGCCUAAGCGGGACAUUGCAUCCCCGGAUCCUAUUCACAGUCCUGAAGAAAACGUACAACUGCGUGGGCUUCUCAAUCCAGAGUCCCAUAUUAGCAUUGAAAGCAUUCUGGUCACAGAGACAUGUGUUCGUAGCACCAGCGAAAGCCAGGGGCAGAGGAGCGACUCACGCAUUCGGCGAGGAUACACUUUUGAGGACUUUUAUUUCGAAAAUGACUCCUACCACUCUCUCUCGCGGAGCUCCUCCCUGGUGCAGUUCGAGUCCCUUGAAAGACAAUUUAUGCUCAAGGAGCAACACCACAGUAUGAACAGUCUGGGCAACAGCUCACCGUCGCUCACCUACGAGAUUGGUGCCUCAAGUCGUACUAUUGAUAGCAAUCCGGAAAGCAACAAGGGAUCGGCUUCUUCGCUGUCCCUGAUAAAGCGGUUUGAAUCUAGCGACUGCAGUUACCUGCAUCAAACAUACUAUGAGCUGAACAAGCUCAAAUUUGAGACCCAACAGUCGCGAGACUUUCUCUCCAACGACCUGCAUAAAAAGGAGCAGAAACCUAACUCCGAAACCAGUUCCAGUUCCAGCUCUUCCAGCAAUAGAAGCAGUCCCAGCUGUAGCUCGUGUAUGGCCAGUGUAGGCGCGCGGACAACUGAAUCCGUAACUGGAGUACAGGACAUCACUGCCGCGCGGAGAAUACCGCCCAACAUGACAGACAAAAUCUCGGAAGAUUCCGGCUACUGCGAGCGAAGGACGCAUCACAAAAAAUCUAAAUCCAUACCAAAGAAUUUUGACAAGUUUUUCAAAGAUGAGACCCUGCUCAAACUAAAAGAGGCCCCACCGCAUUCGCGCAACUUUAAUGGAGAGUAUGAUUUUUACCAGCCCAAAAUAGAGCAAGCCAUGAACACGGUCACACACACAGUCAAACACACAACUAUUUGCUCUUCAUCGACGUCUAUUAAUAGUUCACCUGAAGGGGCCGGGUAUCAAUCGGAUUCUGCUUGGUCGCUGUCAUCGACGUCGUCUUCCACCAUGUUCACUUGGCUUCACAACAGUUUGCCCGACAUUCGCGAGUCGCAAGGUCUACUUGCGGUCGGAAUCAUCAAAAGGGAAUCUAAAAACGCCGCUUCCAUUAAAAACAGCAUCAGCCGGAGCCCCAGUUCCAUUGACGGCUGCGACGGCAAGCGGCAGCUUGAGCAGAUCAGCCGUAGUUCAAGUUUUAAAGAUCCCGCAAGAAGUAAAGUUGGUGAGGCAAGUUUACAAUAUUUUAACGCCAGCUACCAGAAUCUCUCGCUUUUAGACUAUAAGGAUAAGCGGCCAGCGCGAGAGCGUCUAAAUCAUAAUUACAAAAAAAGGCAGGCAGAAGACAUGUCGGACAGAAACAGCGUUGAUGAACCAUACUGUGAGCAACCUGAUCAAUUAAUUUGCAGGGAAAACUUUUUGUUGGAUGAGAUCAGCAAGAUAUACGAUAAAAAUGUGUGUAUAUUAACGGAUAAGCGAGCUUUAGAUUACCGAUUUUCUUCGCCAGGCUAUUGCGAUUCAAAUACAUCCGAUAUAAUGUUAAAAGUGCACCACGUACAACUUAAUCCACCUCCGCUCCAAAAGCGCUCUGCCCAAAAUCUGUCCUUUAAUAAAAACGUUACAAAAUUCAACGAGGACCAAACCAAUUUGCGCUCAACUUACGCCCAAAGCCUGGACCAGUGCCACUUUGACAUGCAAUGGGAGGCCAAGGCGGGCCGUUACCAGAUCAAAAUGCAGAAAUCGGACGCCAAAAAAAACAGCCUGGUCAGCAGCACGCCAAAUCUUUCGGCUUUUGACAGCCGACAGGAAGCGGAGGUCGAAAUCUACGUAAGCAAUACUCACACUUCGAUGCAGCAUUUGUCGCAGAAACCAACCCAAUCAAACCCGCUAAGUAUUCUGCUGUCAGUCGGAUCGCGCCACUCCCUCGAAAAGGAGGUAAGCUUCUGCCCAGUGGUAAGCAAGUACUCAUGGAAGAAGCAGUUUGCCGAGGAAUCGACCAAGGAUCACUCCAGUGAAGACAAACUAGGCCCUUCGAGCUAUGAGCAAUUUAUCGUGGACAAUGCGGACGCAUCUGUAGUGCACAACUCCAAGGAGAACAAGAAUGUCGCCCCGUUCUUCGAACACGAAAAGACGCAACUUUUAAGGAAGCAGGCAGUCCCACAAGGGACCUUCUCAUCUGCACAUGCAACGAAUUAUUAUUCUUCAUUCAAAAAGUGCAUUAGCAGCGAAAAUGAAACAAAUAAUAACUCACCCGAUUGCCUUGAUCAAAAGCCCGAAUCUUUUACCGCUCCGAAACUCGAGUUUGUAUUGAGCAACCCAGUCAGUCUUGAACGUGGUGUGGUCGCAAACCUGUCGGUAUGCGAGGAACAUCCCAAUACAUCCACAUAUACUGAAAAGGCACGACUUCUCAGCCUGCCAUUCCUCAGCAAGCCGCCGACCAACCGUGCCUAUAACAUCUUGUACGCCUCCCAGCACAUGCUGGAAAGUUACGAGACGGAGAAUCGUCAAAUUCAAAACAUGCCGCUGGCCAGCGCACCCACUGCCGCCAGAGCAGAUGAAAAACACUCAGGCGCCAAAGACUUUCUCUCCAGGUUCACCAAUGGACUGGUCUUCUCGCUUCGGCGCAAAAAAAAGGGGCAAAGGGACCAUAAGGCCGAUCCCAAAAAACCCCUUGUUAACAAAACGACGUCUAAAAAAGACCCAUGUACAAGCACGGACAAAGGCGGAUUGGAAUUUGCGCACGUCCCUUUUUUACGGCCGCCAAGAAUACCGAUCGAUGCAAACCAAUUGGACGAUAGCCGGAUCGCCUGCGAAAAGAAGACUACCAAAGAGCUAAGCCGCCAGCAGCCAGAACAGCUGGUCCAGACCUCAACCUUUCAAAAGGUGACCGCCAAGCCGCCGCUGCCCAAGCUGCCACCCCGUUGUGGCAUUCUAGCCAAUGCUAUUUAUAGCACAGACGACUAUAUGACCGACGAACGCGAACAGCACAAACACUUUGCCGACCAGUUAACGGAGGGUAUAAAAGUGUCAAGUAUGAAGGACAUCGAGUCGACUUCGUUAACAAACCUCACCCGUUUAAGAACGAUGAAACCCACCUUAGUCACUGACGUAACCGUGUCUGUUUCUCCUGUAGAAGCGGUAGGCAAGAUGGGUCUGAUAGAGACCAAUCUAGAUACUCAUGAAACAGCCAUUUCGGGAAGGACUCGUUCCCUUAUGGACAUACAUUUUCACGCACAUCCGCACAAGCAACAGAACGUAACCAGGGCCUAUGACAUGGAUAUAAUGGGUGGCCAGGCUAUGAAGUCCUCGACAGGUAGUUGUGUUGUCGAAGUACCAUCUUUUCGUAGGCCGCACAAAAGCAUGGACUUUCUGCUUAACAAGGAUAACCACAAAAAUGUUUCGCCUAUCGAAAACGAACUGCAGAAGUCGCAUGACUCCAGUCCUGCCGACUUGAGCGAGCAACAACUGCGCGUCCAGGCGUCGCUUCAGCGCCUCAAUAUUCCAGAUUGGUUUCGCGAUUACAAUAAAGAGACCCGAAAGUUACCAUUUGAAGGCAAUGACUCCACAAACUCAAAUUCAGGGGGACUUCAAUCUGUCAACUUUACCCGCAAGUGCACACAGGAGCCAGGACGUUGGCUGGGGCUUAACUCAAAGACUACCUCUCUUAGUUCGCUGGGGUCGGAUCGAAGUCCUCUUCUGAUGAUUCCGUCAGCGCAUAGCCAUCACGACGGUCAUAACACCUUUCUAUGCCGCCCGACCGCAAGUCACGGCCCAGCUUCUGGACAGGCUGGCUUGAGUGCCUUGCGCUGGUCCACCUUGCACCUCAGCUCCACUCACACGUCACCAUGUGUCUCGCAGCGCGGAAGCUUUGCACGCGGAUCCUACAUUAAUAGCAGCUUCAUGACCGUAGCUAGCAGAAGCGGUUUGCGAAACUCAUACCGACAGCCGUACUUUGGGUGGCGCAGCACAGAAAAACUAACACAUUGGACACCCCAUGAACGUCUCGCAAACUCGCUGAUCGCCCAUCGGACAACGCAGUACCCCACUUGUGCAUCCAAUGAAAAGAGAAUUGUUCAGUCUGAAACGCCUGAGAUUCAAAGCUCAAUAAAGGAGGUGACAUCCUCAAUCGUUCGCUACGUAAACGACCAGCAUAAUAUCCAGCAAUCACUUAGUCCAAAUUCAAGGAAAUACUGGCUGGAGAGUAGCUUUGUAAGCUCGCAACCCCUGGAUUCACCGCAAACACCCGUGGUCGACAACAGCCCCCCCGAAUUAGCACGCCAACAACAACAGAUAGAUGCCAGUCUUUCGUCGAUAGUCGUCACAGAACAGCCUUCUCUUCGCAUGAACGCACACAUUGGGGGUGGCGAACCAAUACCUAAUAAAGCACCUGAGCGAUUGUUAAGCAGCGCCUCGCUAGAAGAUGUCCUAACCUCGCUUUUAGGACUACCAACUACCUCCUUUUCCAGCCAGAACACCAAUCUCUACAGCUACAACAUACCAAAUGUGUCUUCGCUGAAAACAGAGACGCCGUAAGGUGCGUACAGAAGAAGCUAUUGCUACUGUAGAGCGUAGCAUUGAGGAAGAUCCGAAUGAGUCCAUCCGCCAUCGAGCACAGGAACUGGAUCUGUGUCCAUUCACUUUAUGAAAGAUUUGGCGGAAGGAUCUUGGCUUGCGUGCUUACAAAAUCCAACUGGUGCAAGAAUUGAAGCCAAACGAUUAUCAAGCAAGGCGUAGAUUCUUCGAAUGGGCCCAAAACAAGAUUGUCGUUGUUCCCGAUUUUCAUAAGCGAAUUUUGUUUAGCGAUGAAGCGCACUUCUGUUUGAAUGGCUAUGUCAACAAACAAAACUACCGCAUUUGGAGUGAAGCUAAUCCUCAAGUGUAUGUCGAAACACCGUUACAUCCAGAAAAACUGACUUUUUGGUGCGCUUCAUGGGCUGGUGGAAUCAUUGGUCCGUACUUCUUCAAAAACGAUGACGGCCAGAACGUUACAGUCAAUGGUGAUCGGUAUAGAGCCAUGAUUUCAUUCCUGAAUUGAACAGCCACUAUUUCCAGGAGCUCUGGUUCCAACAAGACGGCGCAACAUGUCACACAGCUCGCGCCACUAUCUAUUUGUUGAAAGACACGUUUGGUGACCGCCUAAUUUCACGUUUUGGACCUGUAAAUUGGCCUCCAAGAUCUUGUGAUUUAACACCGCUAGACUACUUUCUGUGGGGCUAUGUAAAGUCAUUGGUCUAUGCCGCUAAGCCACAACCGCAUGACCAUUUGGAAGACAACAUUCGCCGAUAUACGGCCGCAAAUGUUGGGAAAAGUCAUCGAAAAUUGGACGUCCAGAUUGG